GAUGCUGGGCCUGACGUCUUUGUUGUUGUUGCUGAAAUUUGACUGUUGGUGGGAGGAGUGUGGGACGGGGUUUUAUCGAGUUCGCGAGUUUAAUACGUUAUACUUUUUAAUGCAAGAUAAGGGAACUUUGCUUAUAAGGUUUCAACAGAUCCUUCUCGAGGAUUGACCCGUCAGCUUGAGGUACCUACCUAAUUUUGCAACAAAAUGGUGAUUAUUUUUUGCUUCUCCAAAUGCUCUUCAGGCGCCUGUGAUGGAAGUGGGCAGGACCGCCGAGUAUGAUACGGGAAAUGGCACAGUCAUGGACAAGGACGGAAAGUCGCCCAAGAGCGUCAACUUUGAGCAGGGCGAGGACCAGGCCGAUGGCCGGAAAAAGUACCUGACGGCCAAAUAUGGCAGCCACCAGAUGGCGCUCAUCCGAAAACGGCUGCACGUCGAGAUGUGGCUGCUGGAAGAGAUCGCCAAACUCUACCGCUCCGGGGAUCCGGCCGGCGCCGCGCCGGAGAAGGAGCUCGACUUGGACGAGCUCCUGGACCUCGAUGAUGACGCCAGCCGGCGCGUCUUCCUGCAGCGUUUCCUGCAGGACGCUGCCGCCGCACCGGACGCCGUCACGAGGUUUAUCGAAGAGCUUCUAGUACAAGCCAAGAAGCUGUGAUGUCGGCCGGCCGCCGUUUUAGCAGAGGUUAGCUCAGCGCGGUACACCGUCCGGCCCGCAGCAGGUACGAUCUCCGGGCGCUGGGCCGUGCGCCGGACCGCCACAAUCAAACUCCCUGGAUCUGCCCCACCGGCCUCGUCCGGCUCAUCUCACGCUCAGAUCUGGUGUUCGGCAAUCAUGGCGUUUGUAACUGAUGGGCGGUGGGCCGUCUGCGGCCCCUGUGAAACGCAACUAGAGUCAUACCACGACCGAUGGGCAUCGCAUGUUGGUGUGUUUAUUGGGGAGAGGCAGCGAGAUGAUGUUGCCAAGAAUCUGGGCUGCACGUGCGGCAGCUGUGUGCCGCUGCAGCCCUCUGAGAGCGGUGCCGAGUCGCCCCUGGAGGUAGCGCCGUCGUAACUUUAUACGAGGACGCCACCGCGCCCGGCCACGACCCCAGAGUCUAUGGCUCGCGCUGCGUGUUCAACUCCCAUAAAUGAUAGCGUGUCUAGUCUUUCUUCGUUCUGUCUUAACGAGUGGUGGCGCCGUUUUCGGCGCGGUUCGCCGCUAGUUGGCGGUGCCAUUUUCUCCCGCGCGUCGCGGCGCGCCUUUAUUUGAUACCGUCGGGAGCGCGCGGCCGGACGGUCGGCGCAGUCGAGCCAAAGUGGUGACUGAGCGGUGCCACUCGCGCUGUGAUUCGGCGUCAUUCCAGCCGGCCGCCGUCUGAUUGCUCACGGGUCUUCCGGAGAGGCGGGGCGGACCCGCGCGCCGCGCGAUAACAUCCGUGUGCGCGAGUGUGACAUACAUUAUAAAUAUACGUGACAUUGAAACA
Molecule: messenger RNA, 1460 nt
Organism: Amphibalanus amphitrite
Lineage: Eukaryota; Metazoa; Arthropoda; Thecostraca; Balanomorpha; Balanidae
Product: protein phosphatase 1 regulatory subunit 14C-like
Exons: 6
Coding region: 251-652 (133 amino acids)
Biological process (GO): regulation of phosphorylation
Cellular component (GO): cytoplasm
Molecular function (GO): protein serine/threonine phosphatase inhibitor activity
Source: RefSeq, a predicted model, not a curated record